Raphanus sativus (radish) is the source of this 611-nucleotide messenger RNA. Its product is annotated as 60S ribosomal protein L23. Gene Ontology annotation, cellular component: cytosolic large ribosomal subunit; ribosome. Lineage: Eukaryota; Viridiplantae; Streptophyta; Magnoliopsida; Brassicales; Brassicaceae. Bases 79 to 501 code for a protein of 140 amino acids. Gene Ontology annotation, molecular function: large ribosomal subunit rRNA binding; structural constituent of ribosome. The transcript is spliced from 3 exons. Gene Ontology annotation, biological process: translation. The record is from RefSeq and is a predicted model, not a curated record.
UAUGCGUCGUUCGUUGUAUAUAAUAAAGCCGCAAACCCUAAUAUUCUUACAACAGAGAUCAGCUCAAAGCCGUCCAAAAUGUCGAAACGAGGACGUGGAGGUACGUCGGGUAACAAGUUCAGGAUGUCGCUUGGUCUUCCCGUGGCGGCGACAGUGAACUGUGCCGACAACACCGGCGCCAAGAACCUCUACAUCAUUUCGGUGAAGGGGAUCAAGGGUCGUCUCAACAGGUUGCCUUCUGCCUGCGUCGGAGACAUGGUGAUGGCCACCGUGAAGAAGGGGAAGCCUGAUCUGAGGAAGAAGGUUAUGCCAGCUGUCAUCGUUAGGCAGAGGAAGCCUUGGCGCCGAAAGGAUGGUGUCUUCAUGUACUUCGAAGAUAAUGCUGGAGUCAUCGUGAACCCCAAGGGAGAAAUGAAAGGUUCUGCGAUCACUGGUCCCAUUGGUAAAGAGUGCGCUGAUCUUUGGCCUAGGAUUGCAAGUGCUGCCAAUGCCAUUGUCUGAGUGUGCGUUUGAUUACCUUUCAAACAAAUUUGAGAAUUUUCAUUUUCUGACAAUAUGUACGACAUUCAAGUGUUUUGGUUAUUUAGACAUCAUCAAUCAAUGUUUUUUUA